Messenger RNA from Zingiber officinale, 870 nucleotides. RefSeq lists its product as uncharacterized. The transcript is spliced from 2 exons. Lineage: Eukaryota; Viridiplantae; Streptophyta; Magnoliopsida; Zingiberales; Zingiberaceae. Bases 1 to 870 code for a protein of 289 amino acids. The record is from RefSeq and is a predicted model, not a curated record. Gene Ontology annotation, molecular function: RNA-DNA hybrid ribonuclease activity; nucleic acid binding.
AUGAAGCAAAGGAAAAGAGACUUCAAUGUCGAACAAAAUUUAAUUAUCCGGGCCGAAAUUGAGAAGCUGUUGGAAGCCGACCACAUUCGGGAAGUGCAAUUCCUGAGCUGGCUUGCAAAUGUAGUGCCGGUCUCCAAGCCGAGCAAUAAGUGGCGAGUCUACAUCGAUUUCCGGGACCUCAACAAAGCGUACUCAAAAGACUUCUAUCCCUUGCCUCGGAUUGAUCAGAUGGCAGACUUCACUGUCGGGUGCGAGCUAAUAUGCAUGUUGGAUACGUAUCAAGAGUACCAUCAAGUGUCGCUCACCAGGGAAGAUCAGGAGAAGGUCAAUUUCAUCACGGUCGAUGGAACAUACUACUACAACGUCAUGCCGUUCGGACUGAAGAACGUCGACGCUACCUAUCAGAGGUUGAUGAACAAGGGGAGCGGGAUCGGCGUACUGUUCAUCUCACCUCAGGACGAACGGAUGCAACUGUCCGUUAGGCUGGACUACAGGGCAACAAAUAAUGAAGUUGAAUACGAGGCACUGAUAGUCGGUCUGCAAGCCGCCCGGCACGUCGAAGCCAUCAAGGUUCUCAUCCACUCGGAUUCUCAAUUAGUCGCUCAGCAGCUUACUGGGACAUUCGAGAUAAGUAACACAAGGCUCAAGCUCUAUGCCGAGGCUUUUGAAAAACUGAAGGUCAACUUCCGGGAGGUUGUCAUACAGAAGAUCCCUCGAGCAGAAAACCAGGCCGCGGACGAGCUGGCCAAAUUGGCUAGCUCUCUAUCUCCGAUCAUCAUAUCACAGCCGAUCGAGCAGGUGUCCCUGGUGGCCCACAUUGAUCGGAUGGGGGGCUCACCUUUCCAAGCGACUGGAGGACGGCGUUGGUAG